Cylicocyclus nassatus is the source of this 1482-nucleotide messenger RNA. The record is from the annotation of a GenBank genome assembly. Lineage: Eukaryota; Metazoa; Nematoda; Chromadorea; Rhabditida; Strongylidae.
AUGAGCGUUUUCAUCGACGGUCGCCCCGUUCCCCAUCCCGGCCAGUUCAGUUCGCGAACCAAGCGCGUGCUGCCGUUCGUCGAUGGCGGCCACUAUUGGCUGCAGUGGGCCAUCGAUUCACACGAGCAUCGAUACGCCUUUGCAGACGAAGGCGCGAUGCUCGAAGGCGUGCAGCAGGGCCUGCAUGGUUCACGCAUGGCCUGGCUUCCCCAUGCCGGCCUGCAGGUGAGCCCGGUCAAGCUGCUCAGCCUUCACACUGACGAACUUGAAGCCUUGCGCCAGCUGGAAUCGAGCCCGCCCAGCAACCUGCUGUCGAAUGAAGUGCAGAGUGUGCUGGUCCGGCACGGCCUGCUGAGCAACAAGGAACUGGGCGCAUACCGGCCCUUCCUCGCAGCCGUUGGCGCCGGCGACGCGCCGCUGCUGCAGCAGCUCGACUUCCGUGAAUCGCUGGCGCUGUACCAGCUGGCCCAGGAGCAGGGCGGCCAUAACCCGCCCAGCGAGGCCCAGGCCGAAGCGGCCCGUUUCGCCUUGCAGCACGCACGCAGGCCGAUCGAGUUCGCCGACUAUUUCCGCUUCUACCUGCGUGCUCAUCGGCCGGGAGGCAACAGCGACCUGCGCCUGGAACGCGCCACGCACGCAUUGCAGACCCUGCUGCCGAUGCUGUUCGGCUACCUGGACGGGCCUCAGCUUUCGCAUCUUCCAUCCCCUGAGCAGGUGCGCGCCGCCAUUGCCGAAACACUGGCGGCAAACCGCCACAUCGGCUACGCCCGCAUUUCGCUGGCCGCGCAGCAGGUCGCGAUGUUCCUGGGCGAUGGCGGUGGGUUGCAGCUGGAUGGUGAACGAUGGCGCGAGGCCGCGCGCCGGCAACUGCGCAGCGCACAGGCGUUCCUCGACAACCAUCCGGUCUCGCGCGGCCAGCUCGGCCAGGACGGUGCCAGCGUGCUGUUCGCCAUCGAUGGCUCCAAGGAACAGGCGCGCAUCCAGGUGGAGGACAACGUCAUCACCCUGCAGGACUACCGCCGAACGCGCCGUUUCGCCGAGGAUGAGGCCGAGAUCGGCUACCAGGCAGACGCGGCAGCCACGGCCGCGCUGGCCUCGGCCGCCGGCGUGGCCGUGAACGCCGGCCGUCAGGCCGCGCGGCAGCAAGCGCAGAAGAUCCUGGCCGAUGCCCAGGCGGCAUUGCGCCACAUCCUGGGGGAGCGCAACGACGGCUCCUCCUCCCCAGCCCCAGAAGGAGUUCCUGCGAUGACCUUCCCGAUCCCACCCUCUCCGUUCCCCACGCCGGACCGUCCCGGCGGCAAAACCCCCAUGCAGAUUGCGCAGGAACUGGCCGACGCCGCGAUGGCGGCAAGCGAGGAAGGCAUCCGCCAGGCGAUGAUGGUCUCGCAGCAGGCCGUCGAAGCCGCCGCCGAAGCCGCCCGGCGCGCCGAUGAGGCCGCCGAGGAAGCCGUACGCAGGGCCGCCGAAGCGAACGCCAGGUAG